Cicer arietinum (chickpea) is the source of this 715-nucleotide messenger RNA. RefSeq names its product glutamyl-tRNA(Gln) amidotransferase subunit C, chloroplastic/mitochondrial. The record is from RefSeq and is a predicted model, not a curated record. Gene Ontology annotation, biological process: glutaminyl-tRNAGln biosynthesis via transamidation; mitochondrial translation; regulation of translational fidelity. Gene Ontology annotation, cellular component: chloroplast; glutamyl-tRNA(Gln) amidotransferase complex; mitochondrion. Lineage: Eukaryota; Viridiplantae; Streptophyta; Magnoliopsida; Fabales; Fabaceae.
UGGGAGGGAUAAGGGUUGAUAAAAGAUGAGUAGUUGCAAAAUGUUGUUUAGAGGAACAUCAUUAACAUUAUCGAAUGGAAUGUGGCAUAGAAUCCCAAAAAUUGAACACAAGUUGUUACAGUUUCGAAGGUUGUCUUCUUCAACGACAAAUUGUUCGUCUCUUCAAGCUCCAGAUGUGACUCAAUUGGCAAAAACAGCGCACAUCUCUCUUACUCCAACCGAGGUUGAAGAAUUUGGUCCGAAAAUUAAGCAGAUCAUAGGGUGGUUUGGACAGCUAGAGGGUAUUGAUCUCCAAAGCAUUGAGCCCUCCAUCAGAGCAGAUACUGAAAACAAUUUGCGUGACAAUACUCCCGAAACAUUUGACAAUCGGGAUGCCAUCAUCGCUUCUGUUCCAAGCUAUGAGGAGCCUUACAUUAAAGUUCCAAAGGUCCUGAAUGUGGACUAAAGUUUGUUAGAUGAUUUAUUUUGACUAAAAAGAAACUAAUGAAGACUGUUGUCUUGUAUUUUGAACUUCUUUGUUCUUUAUAUGAACUAGCUCUGAUUCUGAAUUUUCAUGAUGGAAAUCAGCUCAUGGAAUCUGUACUUGGACAAAUUUUGAAAUCUGCGUCAUCAUAAUUUCAUAAUUAUUUAAGGUGUUUGAUAAUGUAUUUGUAUAUAUGGAUACAAGAUUUAUCAGGAAAGUUCAAUUGUUCCGCUGAGACUUUCUUCAAGGUAA